AGGCGGAAGUGGGCGGGGCAGCCAACCCGAGGAACAGUUGUUGUUGUUGUUGUUGUUGUCGUCGUUGAAAUGUCAAUAACAUUUUCUCAGUGUUGAAAGUUUGGUAAGGAAGCAGCUAAUUGCGGACGUCGACGAAGUCUUCGGACUGUUUGGAAGAACGAUAGCGUGCAGCUGAUUGAUUGUCAGGAAGUGGAGGAGGUUGAAGCCUUCAACUGACUGGUGUCUCUAUGAAGAGUGAAGACGAACCACCUGAGUGGUCACAGCUUCAUCAUCACAGGCCAAGUGAAGACCACUGAGCAGGACCACCACCAGACGACCUCUCAGCUCCUCUGUCAGACAGCGACGACAUGGAAGAACCUUUGAGGAGCAAUAAAGACUGAAGACGUCCAGGAGCGAAAACAUCUCCUUCAGGUGCAGCGGGAGAGGUCCAGGUUGGACCCGGACGGUCCACAGCCCCCCCAUGUUAAAGACGAAGAGGACACGACAAAGCCACACCACAUUGAAAGGGAAGAGGAGGAUCUAGAACACCCCCACAUGAAAGAGGAAGCUGAGGAGUUCGAUGUCAGCAAGUUCCCACUGACUGGCGUCUCAACGAAAAGGGAAGAUGACGAAUACAAACCACACGAGUGGUCACAGCUUCAUCAUCGGAGUCCAAGUGGAGGACCACCACCAGGUGACCUCUUGGCUCCACUGUCAGACACCGACGAGGUGGAAGAACCUUUGAGGAGUGAUCAAGACAACAAAGAGUUGAAAUGCUCUGAAAUGGAGACCAUUUGUAACAAGAAAGCUUCUCAAACACACAGGAGACGUCACUCAUGUAAAGAACAUUCCAGCUGCUCCAUUUGUGGUAAAACGUUUGCUCGAAAGUCAAACAUGAUAGCACACAUGAAAAUACACGCAAAAGAAAAACACUUUAGUUGCUCCGUUUGCAGUAAGACCUUCAUCGGAAAGUCAGAUGUGGAUAGACACAUGAGCACACACACACAACAAAAACCCUUCCAUUGCUCUGUUUGCAGUAAAGCAUUCACUCUAAAACACAACAUGAUAAAACAUAUGAGAACACACACAGGAGAAAAACCUCAUGUUUGCUCAUUGUGUCAUAAAAUAUUCGCUAGAAAGGCGCAUCUAGAAUCACAUAUGAGGACGCACACAGGGGAGAAACCCUUCCGUUGCUCUCUUUGCGGUGAAGCAUUUCCCGUAAAACACAACAUGGUAAAACACAUGCGAAUACACACAGGAGAAAAACCCUUUAGUUGCUUUAUCUGCGGUAAUGCAUUCACUUUGAAACACAACAUGGUAGAACACAUGAGAACACACACAGGAGAAAAACCUUAUAUUUGCUCAUUGUGUAAGAAAACUUUCUCGAGAAAGGCACAUCUGGAAUCACACACGAGGACGCACACAGGAGAAAAACCCUUUCGUUGCUCUGUUUGUGGUAAAGCAUUCACUGUAAAAGACAGCGUGGUAAAACACAUGAGGACACACACGGGAGAAAAACCUUUUGUUUGCUCGGUUUGUUGGAAAACAUUCUCUCAAAAGACCUACGUGAAAGCACACAUGAGAACACACACACACGAGGAAAAACCUUAAGUUUGCUCGGUGUGUAAUAAAAGAGUCUCUGGAAAGAACCAUACGAAUCCACACGAGAUUAUGCACAGGACAAAACCCAUUUCAGUUGCUCAGUGUGCAGCAAAACCUUUGUUUCGGCAAAACCUGAGCGCACAUAUGGAAAAACACACAGAGGUAUAAUCUUUUGGUUGCUCAAUGUGUACUAACACUUUCUACCAAAGGUCACAUCAGGAAUUACACGUGAUAACACACACAGGAGAAACACCCUCGAGUUUAGUUUGUGGUGGAAGCUAUGCUCAACAAACAAGUUUGGCUAAAUGUUUUGCGGUCGUCCCCUACAUUAAUUCAUCAUCUGAAGCAGACCGCGUAUUGUUUUUGUUGAAUUUGUAUUCUCCUGAAAGAGCUUUAAAUGCUUUAUUUUGUACGGAGCCUGGGGGGGGGGGAAUUAAAGGUUGAGGGGAAAAAAUGUUUACUUCUGCAAGAUUCAUUCAUGCUAUUGUUCUUCGUGUUAUUGUUCUUCUGGGUAAACACCUAUUUGCAAUAGUGGAUUCUACUGGAAUCCGCACUUUGGGCCUCACGCACAAACAGUGUGGACGGGAAGAUUGAUUGGUUGCUGGAGUCCCAUAAACCUUUUGUUUGUUUGUUUGGUUUUUUCCCUCGCUCCCCCUCAGCAACACCUCUCUUUGGCAACAUGACGUUAAACAUUAGACCAGACGAGCCCCACAUAGAGGCGACAAUAGGUGAUCACGAUAAUGGGGUUUAUUAUUCACAGUGUUGCCACAGUGACCUUGUAACAUAGUAAAUUUACUGCAGUUACUUUAUUAGUUAGCAGUCAGCUAACAACUGCAUAAGGCACAUUAACCAGGAUACAUACAUGUUAUCAGACUCAAAGGUGGACAAAAUAACACAAUGUCAGCCCUCCUAGCCAUUAUUUCAACUUAGUAAGUCAUGACUUAUUUUAUUCAAAUCACCAUUCAUGAUACAAUAUAGGCAUUAUUGGGUGUUAACAGCCUGGCAAAACAUAAAGUAUGAUAAAAUGAGAGAUUUUUCAUCUUCUUCUGUGUGAUUGGUGGAGAAAAUAACCUGAGCGGUCAGUUGGUGAUGAGCAAGGAUGCCGAUUGGCUGUUAGGGAGGUGUUCCGUCCCAGUGUUUUGUGUGUAUGCACUCGAAUAGAAUAGAGCUUUUGUGUACACAAGCCACAUAGAUACACAUGGGUUAUUGAUGUCAUAUAACCAGCGCUCUCAUUCAGUGCAAUUUAUGCAAGUUUCAACUUUUGAUGUGCAGGUUUUAUUCUAUUAUCCACAGCAAUAGCAUUUUUUUUAAAUAAAUAGGCAAUGUACUGGUAAACUAAAGAAAAGGUAUAUAAUUUUCUGUUAUUUAUUUUUGUCGUAAAAGUUAACAUACUUUUGUUUGUUUUACUAUUGAUAUUUUAUUCAUUUUCUUUUAUUUACUUGUACAUCAAACAAUACUGAAGUAGAUGGCUACUUUAGUAUUUGUUUA
Molecule: messenger RNA, 3069 nt
Organism: Phycodurus eques (leafy seadragon)
Lineage: Eukaryota; Metazoa; Chordata; Actinopteri; Syngnathiformes; Syngnathidae
Product: gastrula zinc finger protein XlCGF8.2DB-like
Exons: 3
Coding region: 535-1590 (351 amino acids)
Biological process (GO): regulation of transcription by RNA polymerase II; central nervous system development
Cellular component (GO): nucleus
Molecular function (GO): RNA polymerase II cis-regulatory region sequence-specific DNA binding; DNA-binding transcription factor activity, RNA polymerase II-specific
Source: RefSeq, a predicted model, not a curated record